Parascedosporium putredinis is the source of this 1419-nucleotide messenger RNA. NCBI's taxonomy places the organism in Eukaryota, Fungi, Ascomycota, Sordariomycetes, Microascales, Microascaceae. The record is from the annotation of a GenBank genome assembly.
AUGACCCUAACCAAACAGAGAUGCGCUCGCAACCCCGAUGACUUUCCUACGGGCCAGCUAUUCCUCUUGGCAAUCGUCCGCCUCGCCGAACCCGUCGCCCUGACUUCCAUCUUCCCCUAUGCCUGGGCUCUUGUCAAAUGGUACAACGUUGGCGAUGAGGGCAAUGCCUCCUUUUACGCCGGGCUCCUCAUCUCCUCGUUCGCCCUCGCCGAGGCCGUGACUGGCAUGUACUGGGGCGGCCUGUCGGAUCGGGUCGGGCGCAAGCCCGUCCUGCUCGUAGGCUGCUUCGGUACGUUACUCAGCAUGGUCAUGGUUGGUUUCGCCAGUAACAUUUGGUUUGCGCUCUUUGGCAGGGCCCUCGGCGGCCUUCUAAAUGGAAACAUUGGCGUCAUCCAAACUAUGGUGGGCGAGCUCGUUACGAAACCCGAACACGAACCCCGAGCUUUCUCCGUCAUGCCCUUUGUCUGGUCGAUUGGCACCAUCAUUGGCCCCGCGAUCGGGGCACCCUCGCCGAUCCCCACCAAAGACGCACCCCGAUCUCAGGGCGCCGACUGGCCCUUCGCCGAGGUCGUGUACAUGUCGGACGAAACCCCGCUGAUCGAGACAUCGGACGCCAUUAAGAGACCACCCGUCGAUGUGCGGUCUGGCGCGUACGGAACGUUUGACGAGUCGAACACAAACAAUAUUGGACCAGCAGUAGACGGUUCUGAAAAGAAGGAGGAUGUCGUCACGUCUAGCAGCAUCUUCACCAAGCCUAUCAUGGCGCUCGUCGUGGCACUCUCGAUAUUCACCUACCACUCGAUGACGUACGACCACCUUCUCCCAAUUUUCUUCGAAGACGAUCGCGUCACUAUGAACGGUAGGCUUGGGGCAGCCGCCGCCCUCGGCGCUCCUUCGACGGCUCUUCUUUACUCGCCUGGCGGUCUCGGGCUCACAGUUAGGGCUGUGGGUGGCAUUAUGGCUGUCAACGGCGUCAUCGCGCUCUUCAUCCAGGCCGUCAUAUUCCCAUUGGCAGCCGAGCGGUUUGGUAUUCAUAGACUCUUCAUUGGCGUGACAGUCCUGCACCCGCUCGUGUAUAUCGUCAUGCCCGGGCUCCUCUAUAUUCCCGAGCGUCUUCUCUACCCAGCCAUCUACUUGUGUCUAACGCUGCGCAACCUCCUCUCCAUUGUUCUGUACCCGCUCCUGCUCAUCCUUAUCAAGGACGCGGCGCCGUCGCCGAAGGCGCUGGCAGGGUCAAUGGCCGGAUACCUGUACGGCAUGGGCAGCAGGAUGGAUUGCACAGCAAUUGCAUGGUUUGGUAGCGCGCUAGCUGCGGUAGUGGGCUCCAUCCAGUGCUUCUCGGUGGAGCGCAAGCGAAAGGUGGCCGCGGAUGAGGAGGUGGAGAGAGUAUGCGAGAGCACGAGCACCCCUCAGGAAUGA